AUGUGCGACUUGAUCGAAGGACCUCUUUCGCUCAUGGAAUUCGAGGCAAUCAGUUAUUCUUGGGGUGUAGCCUUACGUCCAUACACGAUCAAAGUCAACGGAAAGCCCUUUUACAUUGGAUACAACCUGUACAGUGCGCUUAAAAAGCUGCGUAACACUGAUCAUGAAAGACUUCUAUGGGCUGACGCUAUGUGCAUCAACCAACACAACUACAAAGAAAAGAGCAACCAAGUCCAAAUGAUGCAGGACAUAUUUUCCAAGGCUUCCAAUGUGGUGGUAUGGUUGGGCAAAUCAGAUUCUGCUACCAGUCCCACGUUCGAGUUUAUACGGCAAUUUGGGGCUGCCAGGACAGAGGAAAUGGAUAUACUAUGGGAGAAUCACAUCACAGGACCGACUUGGAAAAGGAUGCAAGCAGAAUAUGUCCGUAUUUUCGAGCAUAACUGGUGGAGUCGUGCCUGGGUCGUUGAAGAGGUAGUCGUUGGCCGUCACGUGGUUAUGCAAUGUGGUUCCUUCCAGGCAGAGUGGGAAGCUAUCCACAAGCUAUUCACCUACCGUCCCUUUGCAAACAAUGAGUUCUGUGACUAUAGGCCGCCUUCAAAAGAGGUAAAUGCGGAGGACUCCAACGCCACACUAGGUAACCUAGUCAUCCGCUUCCGACUGCAAUUAGCCACAUUUGGAUCGGAUAAUAUAUAUGCAUUGCUUGGUUUACUCAAGUCAAAUAACCCUUCUCUAAUCAAGCCUGAUUACAGCAAGUCGCCGGAUGAAGUAUUCAUACAAUUCACCGAGUCCUGUAUGAUCCAUAAGAAAAACCUAGACAUUCUCGGUUUUGCCUCUGGUGUGGAGCUUAAUGGUGCAAGCUGGUUUCGGGAUUGGCGACUCACCUACGAUGAGCCGUAUACUUUCAAGACCAAGAGGUUGUUGAAUCUUGAACCAUCCCGGCCGUUCUCAGCAUCCGGACCCAUUCAGCCAAUGUUCCAAAUCGAUCGAGGGUUGCGUGUUCUGGCAGUUGCAGGUUGCCAUAUCGACACCAUUAAAAAAAACUGGAAUCAUACCCAUUGCUGGCGGGUUGAACCUGUGGACUGGAGGACAAGAAUCAAGCCCCAGCAGGAACAUUCGCACGACGAUGAAGGCAGAGACUAUCGACUCACGGUCCGCAAUGCCUGUACCAACAUUUACUUCUUUAUGACUAAAGAUGGAAGGUUUGGCUUAGGUCCACCCAGUCUAGAGGAAGGAGAUACCAUAGCUGUUCUCUUAGGCGGAAAAACACCCUUCAUACUGCGACCCUGCGUCAACAGGCGUUCGGCAAAGAUCCCCUCCGCCACGUACUACUACAAGCUCGUAGGCGAGGCUUUCGUGGACGGACUGAUGUACCAAGACGGAAGCUUGCAGGAUGAUGGGUUGAGGGACUUCCUCUUGAUAUGA
This is a messenger RNA of Bipolaris maydis ATCC 48331, 1422 nucleotides long. NCBI's taxonomy places the organism in Eukaryota, Fungi, Ascomycota, Dothideomycetes, Pleosporales, Pleosporaceae. The record is from RefSeq and is a predicted model, not a curated record.